AUGUUACCCAAGCUCUCCUCGGUCUGGUCCGCGGCCCUAGCCGUGCUGGCCGCCGCCUCGUCAGUCGCUCUCGCACAGCAACACAUCCCCGUCACGGGCGCUCCUGCUCCGGGUAACGGGCCGGUUCCGCCGCGCCUCAACAUCAACGAUAUGCAAGCCAACGGAGGCCCGGCAUGGGACCUCUUUCUUCGGUCUUUGCGCGCCAUGUACGACAUGGCUCCGUCUGACCAGCGCUCCUGGUUCCAGAUUGCGGGCAUUCACGGCAAGCCCUACGUCGAGUGGAACAAUGCCGGGCCCGAACGAUCGGAUGGAUGGCGCGGCUACUGUCCUCAUGGCGAAAGGAUAUUUCUGAGUUGGCAUCGUCCGUAUCUCGCGCUCUUCGAGCAAGAGCUUGUCAAGCACGCGCAACGACUCGCCGCAGAGUAUCCAGCCCGAUGGCGCGAUUCGUACUUGAACGCUGCCGCAAAUCUGCGCAUCCCGUACUGGGACUGGGCGGCCGACCUGGCCGUUCCGCAAGCCACCGUCCCACGCACUGUCAAGGUAAAGGUCCCGAACGGUGACGGCCUCCGCGAAAACGAGAUGGAGAAUCCGCUGGCUACGUACCGGUACCCAUCUGCCGCAUUGGAAGGCCGCUUCGGCAUUUUCGACGAGGUGAGGGGCAGGACUCAGAUCAUUCGCUGCCCGGCCCCGGGAAGGUAUCCCGAGUCGGCCAACAAUGCUCUCCGGAGCCGCGCUUACCCGGAGUGGGUUUACGACGCCUUCACGACCCAAAACACUUUCAAUGGCUUCGCCACGGGUGAGAGGGGCUUCGGGCUGGAGCGAAUCCACGAUAGCAUCCACUGGGAUGGCGCGUGCGGGCAGCAGUUCCUGAGCCUCGACCUGACGGCCUUUGACCCCCUGUUCCUCUUUCACCACAUCAACGCCGACCGCCUGUGGGCGCACUGGCAGGCCAUCCACCCGGAGGCUCCCAUAUUCAACGACACUUAUCGAGGCCGGUCACGGUUCGCGACUCGCGAAAACACACUUAUUGAUAACCGCUCCCCGCUGGAGCCCUUCUUUCAGAAGUCAGGUUCCUUCCACACCUCUCUCUCGGUCCUCUCGUACGGCAGUUUCGGCUACACGUACCCGGGGCUCGAGUUUUGGGCCAAGUCCCAAGACCAGAUGCGACAAGAUGCCAUGCGCACCAUCAAUCAGCUCUACGGACCCCGUCGCGGCGCGUCGGCGAUCAAGGCUCUUGCGCUGGGCGGAGACGAGGUGACCCAGCAGCAUCAGUCUCUCCAGCGCUACUUUGUCAAGUUGCAGGUCGACAGGAGCGAGGUCGAGAGGCCGUGCUCCGUCAACGUGUAUCUCGACGACCAUCGCGCCGGUAGCUGGGUAAUUAGCCAGCAGCCCGAGGGGGGCAUUGCGCAGGGCGGUUUCACCAUCGACAAGGCCAUCCACGACACUGGUAAGCACCAGAGCUCCGUAGAAGACACGACAAAAUCCAUCAAGAACUCUCUGCGAGUCGAAAUUGAAACGCGCGAUGGGAAGAGGAUCGACCCAGGCGCGGUACCAAGUCUUACCAUGGAGCUCGAGGACGUCGACUUUGUGCCUCCAGCAAGGGACGACGAGUUCCCUCAGUACCGGAAUUCGCACCGGCAAUCGGUAACCGUGGCAGAACAUUGA
Molecule: messenger RNA, 1665 nt
Organism: Purpureocillium lilacinum
Lineage: Eukaryota; Fungi; Ascomycota; Sordariomycetes; Hypocreales; Ophiocordycipitaceae
Source: RefSeq, a predicted model, not a curated record